Hipposideros armiger (great roundleaf bat) is the source of this 2130-nucleotide messenger RNA. It is a transcript of the gene CTNS, whose product is annotated as cystinosin, lysosomal cystine transporter. The record is from RefSeq and is a predicted model, not a curated record. The coding region runs from base 106 to 1308 and encodes 400 amino acids. NCBI's taxonomy places the organism in Eukaryota, Metazoa, Chordata, Mammalia, Chiroptera, Hipposideridae. The transcript has 12 exons. Gene Ontology annotation, biological process: L-cystine transport. Gene Ontology annotation, cellular component: lysosomal membrane. Gene Ontology annotation, molecular function: L-cystine transmembrane transporter activity.
GUCAAGCCGGCCCGGGGAAGCGAGUCCAGUCUGAAGCAUAGCCUUCGUCCGGUGUGGUGGGUCCCCGGAGCCUCAGAGGAUCUCAGCUCUUUGAAAUCAAGGAACAUGCUAAGGAGUUGGCUGAUUAUUUUUAUCCUUUUUCCUCUGAAGCUCAUAGAAAAAUGUGAGUCAACGGUCAACCUCACUGUUCCUCCCACUGUCAAGCUGGAAAAUGGAAGCUCCGCGAACAUCAGCAUCUCCCUUGAGCAUCCGUUAAAUACAACCUUGGUGAUCACUUUUGAAAUCACAUUUCGUUCAAAGAAUAUCACUAUCCUUGAGCUCCCUGAUGAAGUUGUGGUGCCUCCCAGAGUGACAGAUUCCUCUUUUCAAGUGACAUCUCAAAAUGUGGGGCAAAUGACUGCUUUUCUGCAUGUAAAUCAUUCCAACCAAACCAGCCCAAGGAUACGCUUCUUGGUGAUACACAGCAGUGUCGUGAGCAUCAUAAACAAGGUGAUUGGCUGGAUCUACUUUGCAGCCUGGUCCGUCUCCUUCUACCCUCAGGUGAUCAAGAACUGGAGGCGGAAAAGUGUUGUUGGUCUGAGCUUCGACUUCGUCACCCUGAACCUGACGGGCUUCGUGGCCUACAGCGUGUUUAACAUCGGCCUCUUCUGGGUGCCCCACAUCGAGGAGCAGUUUUUCCUUAAAUACCCGAAUGGAGUGAACCCCGUAGAGAGUAAUGAUGUCUUCUUCAGCCUGCACGCAGUCGCCCUCACCCUGGUUGUCCUGGUGCAGUGCUUCCUGUAUGAGCGAGGCAGCCAGCGCGUGUCCUGCCCUGCCAUCGGCUUUCUGGUGCUUUUGUGGCUCUUCGCGUUCAUCAUCAUGAUUACGGCCGCCGUUGGGGCAACCACAUGGCUGCAGUUUCUCUUCUGCUUCUCCUACAUCAAGCUGGCAGUGACACUGGUCAAGUACUUUCCACAGGCCUACAUGAACUUUCACUACAAAAGCACUGAGGGCUGGAGCAUUGGCAAUGUGCUUCUGGACUUCACUGGGGGCUGCUUCAGCCUCCUCCAGAUGUUCCUCCAGUCCUACAACAACGACCAGUGGACCCUGAUCUUUGGAGACCCUACCAAGUUUGGACUCGGCAUCUUCUCCAUCUUCUUCGAUAUUGUCUUCUUCGUCCAGCACUUCUGCUUGUACAGAAAGAAACCAGGGCUUCAGGCAGCACGCACAGGUUCUGACAGCCAUCCCAAGCAGGACUGGGCACUGAGCUUGCAGCCGAAGGCCUUGCCUCAAGCAACCAGUGUUUCUAGGAGCAGCUUGAAGGACUGACCUCACAGCUGAGAGUGCCAAGGGUGCUUUGCUGCCACUGCUGUGUUCCCAGAGACCAAGCAGCCAGUGGAUUCAGGUGCUAGUGCCGGUGGCAGAGGGGCUAGGACUUGGGAGUUAGGCCUUGGGGGGGGUCCCUUUUCUGAAGGCCACAGUCUCUGAACCUUCACCUGCCUGACACUCCCUCAACUUGCACGACUGUCCUUACCAGGUGGCCCAGGCCAGGGCCUCCUAAAGAAACAGUAUUUCUGGGCCUUGAGGUGCCCAACAGAUUCUGAACUGGCCUCAUACGCAACACCCUCUGGAUCUUGACCACACUAACCCCUUUUGGAUUUUCUGGAGGGAUGCUGUGGAAGUGAGUGGCUUCCUUUCCUCUGCCUUCUGCCUACCUCCACUUUCCCAGAGUCGGGCCCCAUGUGAGCCCCUCCAACUGUUACUUACCCGCAUCUGGUGUGCAGGAGACACACAGAACAUGUGCCUUAGAGGCCUCUUAGACCUGCCAGAUGGUGAGAGGAGCUCCCAUGGGGGGAAAGGCAGGCGUCCCCUUUCCUCACUUCCCCCAGACCCCUACCUGAGGCCAAGUUUUUGGCUGUUCAGGAGCCUCAGAUAAGGACUUGAGACCACCUCACACAAUUCUCGUGGGCCAAGCCCUGAUCCCAAACCCCCUUCCCUCCCAACCCAAGCAGUCGCCCUCCUGUGGCAGGAGGGGAGGGUCCCAGGACGUGCCUUGUACCUGCCUUGAGUUUGUCAAUCCAUUCCGACUUUUUACUACAAUAUCAAUGUCAGGGGCCGGUAUCUGAAUUAAAACCUGAUUGUUUCCUUUUG